AUUAGGUUGUAUUGAUGAUCACAGAGGGUUUUGGUCCCCACUGGCCCCUCUCACAACUGCUUCCAGUUUCCAAAAGACCAGUAUUUGGCAAAAACCCAAGCUUUUUCUUUGGGUUUUGUGUAAUAAUUUGACCACCAUAAUUUUGGGUUUUCUUCAUUCUCUACUUUUUGAUCAUCUCUCUUCCAAAUUUCCAUUUUUUGCUUCAAAGUUUGAAACUUUGAGUGGAAAGGAGUGAGAGAUGUUGGAUUACUAUGAGCAGCUUGCUUCCAGGCCUUCUUACCAUGAUUCUCUCAAGGUUCUUGAGGCAGAUAUUCAGCAUGCCAAUAUGCUGGCAGCUUCCAUCCCCCGAAGCAAGGGUGGUACGGUUCUUCAAAUGAAAUUGGUUUACAGUGACUUGGCACACAUUUUCCUGUUUUUGCUUCAAUGGAUUGAUUGCUCGUCUUCGUGUUUAUUUUCAAGUUACUUAAAUCUUUUCCACAUAAUUGUAUAUAAGGUACGCUCAGAUGGGAGAUCAAAUAUCUCUUCAUGUGGAAGGAAAGCUACCAUCAGCGAAUUUUACAAUGUUAUAUUGCCGUCCCUUCAGUGUCUCCACGGUGAUUCAUUGGAGAUGGAUACCACCCAAGAGGAAGCUCUAGAGAUGGCUGCGAGGAAACCAUAUGAGGAUAAGAUAAAGCUUUCAGAUGUGGACUUGGAGAGAGAAGCUGAAUGUGGCAUCUGCUUAGUACCUUGCACCAAAAUGGUUUUGCCAAACUGCUGCCAUGCAAUGUGCAUUAACUGCUACCACGACUGGAACAUAAGAUCGGAAUCUUGCCCGUUUUGCCGGGGAAGUCUAAAAAGAGUGAACUCAGGGGACUUGUGGGUUCUGACCUGCGGUAGCGAUGUGGUUGACACUCAAACCGUGUUGAAGGAAGAUAUGUUGCGGUUCUAUCUUUUUAUCAACAGACUGCCCAAAGAUCUCCCGGAUGCGUUGUUCUUAAUGUAUUAUGAGUACUUAAUUUGAUCAAACAUGGCGUAUAGAGAGAGGCGAUUGUAAGAUUAAAACUUAUCAAAAAUAUAAGUUAAGAGAUUAACCAUCACGAGUACAUAGUCCAUUUAGGUUUUAACAUCGUAAAUUUCAUUUCCACUUCACCCCAAGCAAAAUAAUGUAUAUGCUUUGUGUAAGAGACAGAAAUAUAUAUCAGACGAGUCACCUCUUUUCUUAUGCAA
Messenger RNA from Malus domestica (apple), 1206 nucleotides. RefSeq names its product E3 ubiquitin-protein ligase AIRP2-like. The record is from RefSeq and is a predicted model, not a curated record. Lineage: Eukaryota; Viridiplantae; Streptophyta; Magnoliopsida; Rosales; Rosaceae. Gene Ontology annotation, molecular function: ubiquitin protein ligase activity. Gene Ontology annotation, biological process: protein ubiquitination.